CAAAAUUUUUCACCGUAAGGCUUCUCCUACCUAUCCCACGCGCCACCCGUCACCACCACUAGCCCCGUUGUCCUUCAUGGCGUUGGCCGACUGUACGUGCCGGAGGUGUCGAGGAGGGACAAACGUCGACGUAUUGAAGCUUCGGACUCGACGAGGCAACGAAAUCGUGGCUGUCCAUAUCAAUCUUCUCUACUUCCACGGUAAUGUUCGAGCUCUUCGUCGACUUGAGUCUCCGUCUUCGUAUCAAUUUUGAGGCAAAACCUUCCAGUGUGCAAACAUGCAGAACAUUGAUUAUCCUUUCUGGGGAGGCAACAGACCAGACUACUGUGGUCAUCCGGGCUUCAUGCUGGAUUGCCAAGUCAACAAGGCCCCGCAGAUUACCAUUCUCUCACAAGCAUACCAAGUUCUUGAAAUUAAUUACAUGACACAGACUCUCAUGAUCGCCAGGCAGGAUUUCUGGAAUAGUACUUGUCCCAAGAAUCUUCAAAACACUACCAUUGAUUUCACUCUCUUCAGCUACGCUUCCAACGCGCAGAAUCUGACACUGUUUUUCGGCUGCAGCCAAAUUCCAGUUCUACAACUGCGCAGUUCUGGGCAGUUCAACUGCAGUGUUAAUGGGAUUGAUGACAGAAAUUAUUACCUGACUAGAAGCACACCAUUCUCCAACAGUACGAUAAGUUGUUUUUCAAGUGUCAUAGUUCCAGUCUUUCAAUCUGCAGCUCAGGCUCUGGAGGGUAAUUCAUCUUCUUCAACAAGUCUAAAGGCAGCUCUUGAUGGUGGUUUUGGGUUGCAGUGGUCUGCAAAUAGUGAUCUGUGCAGUCAAUGUGUCGCAUCGGGUGGGCAAUGUGGGUAUGAAUCGGGUUCAAGCUCAUUUACUUGCUUUUGCUCAGAUAAAGCUUAUGCAUCCUCAUGUUCUGCAACUCAGAAUGGAUCAACUAAAGGGCUCCAGGUUUGGUUGAAAAUUGGUAUAGCCUUCUCACUCAGUUUGCCUGGGAUGAUCAUUUUCAUAAUCAUAAAAAUCUACUGCCGUAGAAGACGGUGCAUAGCAUCAGUCAAAGCGGUGGCCUUCUGGAAGAAGGACAGGGAAGAUGAUCAAAAUGUCAAAGCGUUUAUGAGGCAAUAUGGAUCGCUUGCACCAAAGAGGUACAGCCAUUCAGAUAUUGAGAAGAUGACCAACUCAUUCGAAGAUAAACUAGGCCAAGGUGGGUAUGGAACUGUCUACAAAGGAAAGAUAUCUGAUGGUGGUCUUGUUGCAGUCAAGUUAUUGAAUGAGGCCAAGGGAAACGGAGAGGAGUUCAUCAAUGAAGUUGCUAGUAUCAGUAAAACUUCACAUGUCAAUGUGGUUACUCUGCUAGGGUUCUGUUAUGAGAGGAACAAAAGAGCUCUGGUCUAUGAAUUCAUGCCCAAUGGAUCGUUAGAUAAGUUCAUAUAUGAUAUUGGAGGUCUAAAUACAAAAACCCGGUUGGAGUGGAAGACAAUGUACCAAAUUUCAGUUGGCAUAGCGCGAGGUCUAGAGUAUUUACAUGGAGGUUGCAACACGAGGAUCGUGCACUUUGACAUAAAACCUCAGAACAUUCUUUUAGAUGAAGAUUUUUGCCCAAAAAUCUCUGAUUUCGGCUUAGCCAAACUGUGUCAAAAGAAAGAGAGUGUGAUAUCAAUGUUGGGAAUGAGAGGGACUGUUGGAUAUAUUGCUCCAGAAGUGUUUUCGCGAGCUUUUGGAGGAGUGUCUCAUAAAUCCGAUGUCUAUAGCUAUGGAAUGAUGGUUCUUGAGAUGACCAGAGCGAGAAAUACUUAUGAAGGUGGAGUAGUCCAAUCAAGUGAAAUGUAUUUUCCACACUUGUUUUAUGAGAAUCUCAAACAUGGUGAGGAUCUAAGACUCGAUGGUGUCACAAAUGAAGAGGAAGAAGAAACAUCGAGGAAGAUGAUCAUAGUGGGGUUGUGGUGCAUUCAGACCAAUCCGUCGGACCGGCCAUCGAUGAGUAAGGUGGUGGAGAUGUUGGAAGGAAACAUCCAAUGCUUACAAGUUCCACCCAAGCCUUUCUUGUUUUCACCUGCUAGGUCAGUCGAAGAUUCUUCAUACUUGUCAGUGACAAAUGAGGGCAAAGAAGGGGAAGAAAAGGAGAGAGGCUUCUUCAUUGAGCAGAGCAGGAGUACUGAGGCUGCUUGUUCGUCCCUCGUGACCCAGAUUUAAGUCUUGGAAUUAGUUCCUUUAAAAAUGGGGUAAAACGAAAUACAUCUUACUUUCACUAGAUUCUGUUUUAGCGAUGGUAUCGUGCACUGGUUCUUUUUUUCUUUUCUUUUUUUUGGUUUUGUUUUGUCCUAACACAAUUCUUUGACCUUGAUUGCAGUAAGCUAUGUUAUAUGGACUCGGAUAUAGAUGUCAGGUGCGGAUAUAUAUCUAGAGGUCGGAUGUGUCAAAUCAUAAAUUUAAGGGUGCGUUGACUCGACAAAAAAAUGUCAUAUUUUUAUUUUUUUAAUCUAAUAUGUGAGAUAAAAUUGUUUACAGUGCAAAAAGAUUUAUAGUAAUUAUACAAUAUAUAUAUAUAUAUAUGUAUAGUAUUAUAUACAAUUAUAUAAGAGAUAUUCAAUACAUAUUUCGUGCUCUUA
Molecule: messenger RNA, 2607 nt
Organism: Camellia sinensis
Lineage: Eukaryota; Viridiplantae; Streptophyta; Magnoliopsida; Ericales; Theaceae
Source: RefSeq, a predicted model, not a curated record